Messenger RNA from Penicillium riverlandense, 711 nucleotides. RefSeq lists its product as uncharacterized. NCBI's taxonomy places the organism in Eukaryota, Fungi, Ascomycota, Eurotiomycetes, Eurotiales, Aspergillaceae. The record is from RefSeq and is a predicted model, not a curated record. The coding region runs from base 1 to 711 and encodes 236 amino acids. The transcript has a single exon.
AUGGACCACAACUCCCACGACCCUCCGCCGACCUACACCUCCUCGCUAGUGGACUUCCAAGCAGACGAGAAAACCCAACCGCCCGUCUGGCUUCCUCAUGCGGAGGUACCAGGGUUUGCCCUCGCGUCGGCCUUGUCUCGGGGUCUUCAGGUACCCUCUCGCUCUGAUGCCUGUUCGUCCGGCUUUGACUACCCGGAGGAGUUGGCUUCACAUGGAAUUACUGCUACUCACUGGGCCCAAUUCACCCAGACGAUCUGUGACGAAGCUAAGCUGUCGCGUCAGCAAUGGAAGAUUGUCAUCGGCAAGGGCUUGGGAACCUUGGCCGUGGGCGGCCUGAUGUUCGGGUUCUUCGGCGCCAUCCCAGCGUUGUUCAUUGCGCGCCAUGCUCGUCGACGUCAGGAGCAGCGAAACUUGGUCGCGGCGAUGGCGGGAAUGGACAGCCGCCGGCUGGCCCGCCACAUCGCCAGUUGGAAUGAGACGUUCUUCCAGUCGCGAGGUGUCUUGAUCCGCGUCGAUCUGCCCGACGAGUUUCUGGACGAGAUGGACGAGAUGGAUGUUGGGACGAGCCGACCACCAAUCUGCGGGGACCAGCGGGCUCGAGAGAAAGCAGCACUCAAGGCGAGGGUUGUGAUUAUUCCCCUGAAGGAGGAAAUAUCAUUGGCCUGCUCCGAAUCAACAGGGAGAGUAGAUGGAGGCUUUAGGGUCAAUUAG